Molecule: messenger RNA, 552 nt
Organism: Cheilinus undulatus (humphead wrasse)
Lineage: Eukaryota; Metazoa; Chordata; Actinopteri; Labriformes; Labridae
Gene: lsm6
Product: LSM6 homolog, U6 small nuclear RNA and mRNA degradation associated
Exons: 4
Coding region: 160-402 (80 amino acids)
Biological process (GO): maturation of SSU-rRNA; mRNA splicing, via spliceosome
Cellular component (GO): U6 snRNP; nucleolus; P-body
Molecular function (GO): RNA binding
Source: RefSeq, a predicted model, not a curated record
UCGUCUGUCUUAUUACCUGUUAAACACAAUUCAUACACAACGCGCUAUUGACAUUUUUGUCCCCACUCUGACGCCGUAUAGUACUGGCCUCUGAUUCGUCUAUCCGCAGUUCAUGCCGUAUCCAGUCGUUUGGAAGACGUGCAUCUGUCCACAGUCAAAAUGAGUCUGAGAAAGCAAACCCCCAGUGACUUCCUGAAGCAGAUCAUCGGGAGACCCGUGGUCGUCAAACUGAACUCAGGUGUUGAUUACAGAGGUGUCCUGGCCUGCCUGGAUGGUUACAUGAACAUUGCUAUUGAGCAGACAGAAGAGUAUGUCAAUGGACAGCUGAAGAACAAGUACGGGGACGCGUUUCUGAGAGGAAACAAUGUCCUGUACAUCAGCACCCAGAAGAGAAAAGUGUAAUCACCAAUAUUGUUUUUAUUUUAAGUUUCAGUGUUUAAUGUGUCAGUGGACAACGGCCUCUUUUUUUAGUUCUGUAAAGCCUCAACAAAGUGUUUGUGUUUUGUAAAAGUGGAAUCUGUGAAUAAAUCCUGAGUUCUGGUUUCUAUUAAA